GUCGGGUUGAAUCAGCUUGAUUUCGUCUACGCCAUGGACCCAGACGAGCGCGUGUACGGGCUGGGCGAGCAAUUUUCUUCGUACAAUCAUCGCGGGCGUCGAGUGCCCGUGAUUACGGGCGAACAAGGCAUGGGUCGCGGAGUGCAACCUUUAUCAUUCAUGUUUAAUUCCGUCUUUCCAGGGUCGGCUGGGUCCUGGCACACGACAUACACGGCGAUUCCGCAUUACAUCACGCACAAGGCGCGAUCGGUGUUUCUGACGAAUUACACCUACAGCGAGUUUGAUUUCACCGAGGAAGAAAGUGUCGUUAUUCGCGCCGCGGCUCCGAGUGGAUUGAUCACCGGACAAAUAAUCGGUGGGUCUAGCAUUCCUGACGUUUUACGGGCGUACACUGAUUAUGCCGGACGCAUGACGUCGCUUCCGGAAUGGGCGAUGAACGGCGUCAUUCUCGGCAUGACGGGUGGUCCACAGAAAGUACGUCAAGUGUACAAAACAUUGGGCGAAGGCGGUGUGAAAGUGGCUGGAUUGUGGCUCCAAGACUGGGGUGGCGUGCGCAACACGUCUAUCGGGAUUGAACGCGUGUGGUGGAAUUGGCGUCUCGACGAGACGCACUACACGGAUUGGGACGCGCUGCGAGAGGAAAUCAAACCAAACGGCACGCACCUUCUGACAUACGUCAAUACCUUCUUGAUGGAUGCGAAUUCCGACAAAGGAUUACUUUAUAGAGAGGCGAAGGAGAAAAACUACAUGGUACGCGAUGUCAAGGGUGAAGUAUAUAGACUCGGCUCGGAACCGGGCGUGACAUUCGGUUUACUCGACUUGUCCAAUCCCGAGUGCGUGGCGUGGAUAGAGGAUAUCAUUGUCGACAUGCUGGAAACGACGGGCGCGAUGGGCUGGAUGGCGGACUUUGGUGAAUAUCUCCCUUUCGACGCGGUUUUGCACUCAGGGGAGUUGCCCAUCGAAGUGCAUAAUCGUUAUCCUGAGGAUUGGGCAGAGGUGAAUCGACGAGCGAUGCGGCGAGCCGGUCUCGAGGGCACAGGUUUCUUCUGGAGCCGCAGUGCGAGUACGAAGUCCCCGAAACAUUCCGCGCUUUUCUGGCUUGGCGAUCAAAUGGUCUCAUGGGACGCGUACGACGGCAUCAAAACAGCCGUGCUCGGCGGAUUAUCAGGCGGAUUGUCCGGUCUUACGUUGACGCACAGCGACGUCGGAGGGUACACCGCCCACCCGCUCAAGCAUCGUUCGGAAGAACUCCUGAUGCGAUGGAUGGAGCUGAACGCAUUCGCCGACGCGAUUUUUCGCACACACCAAGGUAAUCGCCCGCAUCACAACGCACAGCCAUGGAACACGCCAGAGUUGGUGGAACAUUUGAAGUUUUGCGUGGAUAUUCACGUCGCGCUCAAGCCGUACAAAGUCGAGCUCAUGCGAGAGGCCCAAGCCGUGGGGCUCCCCAUGACUCGUUCGAUGAUCAUUCACUACCCAUACGACACCAACGCCGCCAAUAUCGCCACGCAAUUCCUCCUCGGACGAGACAUUCUCGUCGCCCCCGUGUUGGACAAAGGCGCCACGCACGUGCACGUUUAUCUUCCGCCCGGCGACGUGUGGGUCGACGCCUGGACGACGCAAAGAGCGCCCGUGCAGCCCGACCUCAUCGGCUCUGACGAAGGUGGCCGAGGGUCGUGGAUCACUGUUGACACUCCCAUGGGUUGGCCCGCCGCCUUCGUCCGCAAAUCC
Messenger RNA from Ostreococcus lucimarinus CCE9901, 1731 nucleotides. RefSeq lists its product with no specific name. The annotation marks the transcript as partial. Gene Ontology annotation, biological process: carbohydrate metabolic process. The transcript has a single exon. NCBI's taxonomy places the organism in Eukaryota, Viridiplantae, Chlorophyta, Mamiellophyceae, Mamiellales, Bathycoccaceae. Gene Ontology annotation, molecular function: hydrolase activity, hydrolyzing O-glycosyl compounds; carbohydrate binding. The record is from RefSeq and is a predicted model, not a curated record.